Plodia interpunctella (Indianmeal moth) is the source of this 1687-nucleotide messenger RNA. RefSeq names its product Factor interacting with poly(A) polymerase 1 (gene Fip1). The record is from RefSeq and is a predicted model, not a curated record. The transcript has 9 exons. Lineage: Eukaryota; Metazoa; Arthropoda; Insecta; Lepidoptera; Pyralidae. Gene Ontology annotation, cellular component: mRNA cleavage and polyadenylation specificity factor complex. Bases 97 to 1506 code for a protein of 469 amino acids.
GUAGGAUUUGCAUUUGCAUUCGGUUUUCGGUUCGGCAUCGGCAUUCAGUCUCCAAUCCGACUAUAAUUAUCAAUACAGCUUCUUUCUAAGGAUAAAAUGGCAGACACUGCUGUGGAAUCAGCUCCUGGUGAUGAAAAUGAUGAUAGUUGGUUGUACGGUGACUCUACUGCGGAGCAGGGUGAGGAAAACAAGGAAACCACUGAAAAGGAUGCUGCAGAACAGCCAACAGAAGCCGCAGAAGGCGAGGAUAAAGACCAAGAUAACAAUGAAGCCAAUAAUGAUGACUCCUUGAAUGACGAGCACUUCGCGGAUGUGGGACAAGAUGCGCAAGACCAGAAUGGAGACGCUGACAGUCAGGAUAAUGGGGACUCAGAUUCAGAUGACAGUGAUGACGUGAAAGUCACUAUUGGUGAGAUCAAAUCUGGUCCCCAAGCUUAUGCUAGCCUCAAUAUUAAGCGUGGUGUUGGUAUAGUUGCUAGCGGAGCAGCAGAGAAACCUCGAGCCAGCACUACUACAGGAGGCAAAGUUACUCUAGAAGAUUUGGAUGGCCCAGGCAGCAUCAAUGGAGUCCCGGCUCUUGAGUUUAACAUUGAUACAAUAGAGGAUAAACCAUGGAACAAACCUGGUGCUGACAUUUCAGAUUACUUCAACUAUGGGUUCAACGAGGUGACGUGGAGCGCGUACUGCGAGCGACAGCGGCGCAUGCGCGUGUCGGAGGCGGGCGUGGGGCUGCACGCGGCGCCGCGCGCGCCGCCCGCGGACCUGCGCCGAGCGCCCGGACCUCCAAGGCCGGAUGAGAUGCCUCCUGCAAUGGGCAAUAACUACCAAAGCAGAGAGAAUACUAUUCAGGUGAUGACGGCGGAGCGGCGCGAGUACGCGCGGCGCGACGUGGCGGAGUACUUCCCGCCGCAGGAGCACUACUACGCGCCGCACGCGCCCUACGACGAGCCCUGGGGCCACCCGGAGCAGAGUGGUUGGGCCCCGAGCGAGAUCAAGGAACUGACACCCGGGCCCCUGGCCCCGGCCAACAUGGGCCCGCCGCUGGGCCUGACCCCCGCCCCACACGCCGCUCCCGCGCCCCUCAUGCCACCCUCGCACAUGAUGCCCGCCCCGCCCUAUGUCUCGCCCUACAGACACCUCCCGCCGCAUUUGCAUGAGAGAGAACGCGAUAGGGAGCGAGAGCGGGACAGAGAUAGAGAGCGGGAUAGAGACAGGGAGAGAGAAAGUAGGAUGCGGGAGCGGGACGACCGGGAUCGCAGAGACAGAAGAGAUGAGGAGGAGCGAGACCGCGACAGAGACCGAGACCGCUCGCGCUCCAUCAAACCCGAGCGGAUACGAGAGAAAUCGUACCGCAGAGAGCGGUCGCGCUCGCGGUCGCGGCGCCACAAGUCGCGGUCGCGGUCGCCGCGUGCGCGCGGAGACCGCGACCGCGACCGCGACCGCGAGCGGGAGCGCAGCGUCAAGCCCGGCAAGAAGGAGCCGAAAGAAAAGGACGACGAGAAAUAAACGCUUUGAUGCCGCAUAAGACGUUCCAGUUUUUAAGAUCAGUGCUACUAUUGCAACUACUUUUUUGAAAAUAUAUUUUUGUUUUCAUUUGUGUAACAGUAGUACAUUCAACGCUAAUUAUUUCGGCCAAUCAACAUCAAUAUUACUGAAGUGGAAUAAAAGCAUUAUUAAAGUUUGGUCA